AUGUCGAGUAGCACACUAAAAGAGACUUCGGCGGUCGCUGAAACGCAUACGCUGUCAGAGACUCAAUCUCUGCCAGAUGAUACUCCUAGGAAGGGAUCAUUUUUCAAUACCGUUCGUCGUUACAUCUGGGAUGAUCCCAAUAAGUCUCCCAAAGAAAAAUGGUUCCUGUUCAAGCUCGAUAUCUUCUUGCUCACCAUAUCCUGUCUCGGAUAUUUCAGCAAGAAUCUCGACCAGGCCAAUGUGAGUAAUGCAUAUGUCUCCGGAAUGUCAGAAGCACUUAAAAUGGAAGGCAAUGAGUUGACGUAUGCCGGUAACGUCUUUACGGCGGGCUAUGUUCUCGGUCAAUUACCUGCUGUCAUCUUGGUCACUCGUAUUCGUCCUUCCAUUCUCAUUCCUACUCUGGAAAUAUUCUGGUCGAUUUUUACGUUCUGCUCUGCUGCCGUCAAGACUACUUCCCAACUAUACGCCAUACGAUUUCUACUUGCCAUCUGUGAAGGCACUUAUUUUCCGACUGUUGUAUACAUCAUUGGCUCAUGUUUUGCCGGCAUGUUCAGCGGAUACCUCCAAGCCGGUGCAUACAAGGGCCUGAAUGGCGUACUGGGUCACGCCGGUUGGCAAUGGCUGUUUAUUGUCUGCGGAAUAAUCAGUCUACCCAUCGGUAUCGCAGGAUACUUCUUCUACCCAGAUUUUCCUGAAACGACCCGCGCAUUCUAUAUCAGCAAAGAUGAAGCAGAAUGGGCUCAAAAACGCUUGAUUGCAGAUGGUAUGAAACCUCUCGGAGCAUCUCCCUGGGAUCGUACAAAGAUCUCCCGUAUCAUGAAACAAUGGCAAUUCUGGGUUUUGCCACUUGGAUACUUCCUAGUUCAAGGAAGCUACCCAAUUCAACAGCCAGCUUUUGCCCUCUGGCUUAAAUCAACCGGCCAUUCUGUUUAUCAAAUCAAUGUCUGGCCUACUGGCCAGUAUGCCGUUGGUGUGGUGACGCAGUUACUUGCUGGGAUCAUUUCUGAUUCCCCCAUCUUCCGAGGUAAACGCUGGCAAACUCUUAUAGCCAUGCAAGUUCCCACAAUAUUUGGUUGUAUCGUGCUCGCUGUCUGGGAUGUUCCCGUCGGCCUCAAAUAUGCGGCCUAUUAUCUGACCUUUACGGCUGCCGGUGUCCCUGGUAUAUACUAUGCAUGGUUCUCAGACCUGAUUCCGCAUGAUCACGAGAUGAGAGGGUUUGUUAUUGCCGCCUCAAACAUGUUUAGUUAUAUUCAGUCUAUUUGGUGGACUUUAACGGUCUGGAGGACGGUUCUGUCGCCUCGAUUCCAUGCUGCGUUUAUUGGUGCUGCUAGUUUGGGGGUUGGACUUUGUAUACUGACGGUUGUGUUACAAUUUCUGGAGAAGCAUGAUACUAAAAAGCGAGCUCUAGUGGAUGAGGGAACAAGUGACGAGGAAAUAGCUAGAGCGGACAAUACUUAG
Messenger RNA from Talaromyces marneffei, 1458 nucleotides. RefSeq lists its product as uncharacterized. Lineage: Eukaryota; Fungi; Ascomycota; Eurotiomycetes; Eurotiales; Trichocomaceae. The record is from RefSeq and is a predicted model, not a curated record. Gene Ontology annotation, cellular component: membrane. Gene Ontology annotation, biological process: transmembrane transport. The coding region runs from base 1 to 1458 and encodes 485 amino acids. The transcript has 2 exons. Gene Ontology annotation, molecular function: transmembrane transporter activity.